AUGCUCGGCGAGCUCUUCAUCGAAUACUGGAGGUCUCAUAUGUUCUACGAAACCGCGCACUUAAUGCAGAAUGACUAUAAUUGCAGUCUUAAUUACCUAUUCCGAAAUAAUUUCGAAUUGGAUCACCAAUUCUAUAGCUGCGAUCAUAUUGUCGAUUCCUAUGCGAUCGGCAUGCGGCGCCCAAUUUUGGGAAUUUAUUUCAUUUUGGUCGGAGCGAUUGUUGUGAUAAUUUACGUGCCAUGCUUAAUUGUUAUCGCCGGAAGCAGCGAUCUGAUGAGAAGCUCGUGCUACAAGAUCAUGAUGCUUCUCGGCAUUCUCGACAUCUUCUGCAUUUGUACCAACUCAUUGGCCACUGGAUUCUUGGGAUACGUCGGCGCGACCUUCUGCUCCUACCCAAGAUUCAUAUUCGUAAUGGGAGCUGUUGGAUGUGGAUGCUGGAUGGGAACCUGCGCGACAUGCAUCAUUCUAGCGAUCAAUCGAUGCUGCGACAUCAACCACAAUUUGAAAAUCCGCGCGAUUUUCAAGGAUCGCAACAUCUAUCUGGUUCUCGCGAUUCCAAUCAUUUACACAAUCUACUCUGUCUUUUUCACCAAGCCGCUACUCUUCGAUUCGAACUACAUGAGCUGGUUCUUCUAUCCAGGCACCGGAUUAGAUCUAAAUUAUUAUCGCAACAUCGCGCACACGGUGAAUAAUUGCGUCGUUUCGGUGACAACCACAUCGAUCUAUGCCUAUCUAUGCCUUCUGAUUCGUCAUAAGAGCCGACACUCGCAAUCAGACGCAUUGUCGAAGACGCAGAAGCAGGUGUUCGUCCAAUCCAUUCUAAUCUGCUCGUUUAAUGCCAUCGCCGCCUACAUUUACGUCUACAUGCAAUUCUUCUACUCCCCGCCGUUGUUGAUUCUGAUCGGCCAAAUCGCAUGGCAAUAUAGUCAUGGCUCCGUCUGCAUUGUGUACAUCACCAUGAAUCGAACAAUUCGCCGGAAGGUCAUCAAUCUUCUGGUGCCGCGAAUCAUCCGCAAUCGAAUUCGCAUCGGCACAUUCGAAUCGUCACUGCGAACGACCGUCAGCUUCAUCGGUGGACCGAAUAAAAUCACGGCGACUAGUGGAUCGUCGAAUUUCUAG
Caenorhabditis bovis is the source of this 1119-nucleotide messenger RNA. Lineage: Eukaryota; Metazoa; Nematoda; Chromadorea; Rhabditida; Rhabditidae. The record is from the annotation of a GenBank genome assembly.